This is a messenger RNA of Maniola jurtina (meadow brown), 1809 nucleotides long. Its product is annotated as lipase 3-like. Gene Ontology annotation, biological process: lipid metabolic process. The coding region runs from base 35 to 1651 and encodes 538 amino acids. The transcript has a single exon. NCBI's taxonomy places the organism in Eukaryota, Metazoa, Arthropoda, Insecta, Lepidoptera, Nymphalidae. The record is from RefSeq and is a predicted model, not a curated record.
CUGAAACAAGGCACAGUCACCGCACAUUCUCACAAUGAAGGCUGUCUACCUCCUGCUCUGCCUCGCCCUGGCGCACCACGCCGCUGCCAGCAUCUUCCGCCACCAGCGCCGACCUAACGCGGACAGUCUGGUCGUCCAACCACUCGACUACGUCGACCAAUACCAGCACCAUGAAAAGGAGAUCAAAAUGCGCCUCCGAAGACCCGGCUCCUCCUCAGAGGAGACCAAAGAGCGCAUCAGCUACGACGACCUGAGCGACUACGCCUCACCCCUCCGAUCCGGCGACAGGAACUGGAACUCCCCGCUGUUCUCCGCGGUGAUCGUCCCGGGCGAGCCGCUCCCCUACGGCGACGUCGUCUCCUGGCGCAGCGUCGAUAUAGCGAACGGCCCGAAUUCGCUCGUCAACGACAAGAAGGACAUCGAACGAAUCUUCAACGAUGCCUACACACUGAUGCAACACGUCAGCGAGGAAGACAAGAAGAAAAUUCACGAAGCCUUCCAAACGACCGCCGUGGCUGUCAACGAGGAUGUCCACUUGAACGCGACGCAGCUGAUCAAGAAACACGGAUACGGAGUAGAAGAACACAUCGUGAAAACUGACGACGGCUACUGGCUCACCCUGUUCCGCAUUCUGCCGAAACAAGUAUCCCUCGACGAGAAACCGCGUCCCGUCGUGUUCCUCAUGCACGGAUUUUUGGGCAGCGCUGAUGAGUGGCUUCUGAUGGGCCCCGAAAAAUCACUCGCCUACUUGCUCUCGGAUGCCGGAUACGAUGUAUGGCUCGGCAACGUUCGUGGAACGAAGUAUUCCCGCCACCACGUCAGCAAGCACGAAUCGCACCCCGACUUCUGGCACUUCAGCAUCGACGAAAUCGCCCUCCACGACUUGCCCGCCAUGAUCAACUACACGCUCAAAACCUCGGGACAGAAGAAGCUUCACUACGUCGGUUACUCGCAGGGCACUACAGUAUUCUUCGCUUGGGCUGCGACUCAACCAGACAGCAGAGACAAAAUUAUUUCGAUGCACGCCGUUGCACCGAUGGUCUACAUGACUCACGUGCGCAGCCCUAUGAUGCGUAUGAUCGAGCCGGGCAGCCGAUUCCACGAACACAUUACCGAGGAGCUCGGGCACGGCGAAUUCAGACCUAGCAAGGAAAUCAUACACACAGUCGGAGGAAACAUGUGCGGGAAGGAAAUCGGAUGCAAGCAUGUCUGCUCGAACGAGAACUUCGUCAUUUCUGGCGUCGAUACCACUGGAAUGGAGCCCGAGUUGAUUCCUGUGAUCGUCAGCCACUUGCCCGGCGGAGCGUCCAUAAGACAGAUCAAGCAUUUCGGACAGACGGUGGCGUCCCACGAAUUCAGAAAGUAUGACUACGGCGUCGACCUCAACAUGAAGAUUUACGGUCAACGUCAACCGCCGAAGUACAACAUGGCCGACGUGAAAGUACCAGUGACUCUCUACUACAGCGAAGAGGACUGGCUGGUGCACCCGAAGGACGUAGACCGGCUACAGAAGGAGUUGUCUGACGUGAGAGGAGCCUACAAGGUCCCAGAAAAACAUUUCAGCCAUAUGGACUUCCAAUUUUCUAAGAAAGCUCCCGAGGUUGUAUACAAGUGGCUGAUCGAAUCUAUCAAGAAGACUAAAACUUACUAAGGUGUUACUAAGUAUUUUAGAUCGUAAUAAAUAAUAAUAAUAAUUAUUUAAUGUUGUUAGCGUAAUGUGUGCAUUUGUAUUAUUAGUUCUAAUAUAAUAAUUUAACGGUUGCAUUAUUUAUAUUUAUCCGUCCAUCGAAUAAAGAUGAAUUUCAUAAU